Molecule: messenger RNA, 1197 nt
Organism: Triticum turgidum subsp. durum (durum wheat)
Lineage: Eukaryota; Viridiplantae; Streptophyta; Magnoliopsida; Poales; Poaceae
Source: the annotation of a GenBank genome assembly
AUGCUAUGCGGGGGUCCCCCAUCCUUGCAACUCCCUUCAUGCCCAUAUAACCAGGCUUCGCAGCAUCGGCGUCGAGUCAUACUCUUUUGCAUUGUUGGAAUUUUGAUCUUCUUCAUGUGCUCCCUAACUGCAUGCUACUUGAUGAAGACAAGAAUCAAACCAAACAGUGGUGCUGAUCAAGAAAUCAAAUUUCACCAUGAGAUGCAUGAGAGGAUAUCCUAUGCUGAGAUAGAUGCAGCAACAGAGUCAUUCUCACCGGCAAAUUUGAUUGGUUCUGGAAGUUUCGGCAACGUGUACAUAGGAACUCUAAAUCUUGAUGAGAGUUUAUAUACUGUAGCAAUCAAGGUUCUCAAUCUUGGCAAACGAGGAGCUAAUAGAAGCUUCUUGAGAGAGUGUGAAGCCCUAAGGAAGAUUCGACACCGGAAACUUGUCAAAGUGAUCACUGUGUGUAGCAGUUUGGACCGUAAUGGUGAUGAGUUUAAGGCACUUGUCUUAGAAUUUGUCUGCAAUGGAAAUUUAGAUGAGUGGCUGCAUCCAAAAGCAGCGACUAACAGCAUGACCUUUAGAAGGCUAAGUUUGAUGGAAAGGCUAUGCAUUGCUCUUGAUGUUGCAGAGGCAUUAGAAUAUCUUCAUCAUCAAAUUGAGCCAUCCAUAGUUCACUGUCACAUCAAACCAUGCAACAUCCUUCUAGAUGAUGACAUUGUUGCGCACAUUACCGACUUUGGUCUAGCAAAGAUAAUGCAUACUGAAGAAUGCGAGCACGGUGGUGGUGGAACCGAAAGCAGUUCACUUGUAAUUAAAGGCACAAUUGGAUACGUCGCACCAGAGUAUGGCUCAGGAUCCGAACCCUCCACGGAAGGCGACGUAUAUAGCUACGGGGUGUUGCUAUUGGAAAUAUUUACUGGAAGGAGGCCAACUGACAAUUUCAUGGAUGGUGUGACAGGCCUUGUCGGCUAUGUCAGGAUGUCCUAUCCUUAUAAGCUACUGGAAAUAUUGGAUGCUAGUGCAACCUACAGCGGAGACACGCAGCAUAUCAUUGAUAUAUUCUUAUAUCCUAUGUUUAAGCUUGCCCUAGCUUGCUGCGAGGAUUGCCCAAGGCACAGAAUGAAGAUAGAUGAUGUAGUCAAGGAAUUGAACAUCAUAAAGAGAGCAUGUGCAGCUCAUAAGGCUGUCCAUGAGUUUCGAGCAACCGCCUAA